Molecule: messenger RNA, 1000 nt
Organism: Nannospalax galili (Upper Galilee mountains blind mole rat)
Lineage: Eukaryota; Metazoa; Chordata; Mammalia; Rodentia; Spalacidae
Gene: Spata45
Product: spermatogenesis associated 45
Exons: 3
Coding region: 533-820 (95 amino acids)
Source: RefSeq, a predicted model, not a curated record
GGAGCUGUGUGGCGGAGGGGCGGGAGCAAGCGCGUGAGGGGACUGCGGGGAAACCCCGGCUGGCGGGGUCUGGGGGCGCGGGAGGACCCCGCUGAGAGCCGCGUACACGGGAGGGACUAACAGACGCCCGCCGCGCUCACGCCCUCCGCGGGCCCGAGAGAGGCGAGGAAGGCGAGGCGGGGCGGCUUGUCCGAGUCUUCGCGGGGACCGUGGCGAUUUGCUGAGCGGACGCGCCCCGGGGGCUGCUCCGGGAGAGGCGUCCUGAAGCUCGGAGGUCCCGGCCGCACUCGGGUCGGCCCGCCGCCCUCGGACCCGCCGCUCCCGGGAAGCCGGACUUGGAACACGAGGCCCAGGUAUCUUGGAACCCUCUGUGUAGGCUUGAAAGGAAACUUGUUCAAGCUGGACACAGUGACACCUGUGUGUAGUCCCAUUUACUUAGAGGCUAAGGCAGAAGCCCAGGGAUUGGAAUCUAGCCUGACAGCCUGGGUAACGUGGGCAGCAAGAACCAGCUGAUAACUGGUAUGUUGACAAAAUGGCAUCUAUGAACAAGGGCAGUGAAGUUGUUAAAAAACACAAAGUCAGCAGAAAGCAGCUCCUGGAAGAGAUGAAUGAAAAGCGUGAAUCCUACUGUCUCAUGGAAAGAAGCAACCACAUCAGCCUACUUCAAGUUCAAAAGAGGCAUUUCAAUCAGGCCUACGAGUCCCUGGUUCAUACCAAGGUCAAGGAGCGCAUGCCCGAAAGUGGUAGGACCUCCUGGGUCAAACUGAGCUUCCAUGUUUACAAAGAAAAAAGGCAUUUUCCACCAAAAAGUAAGAUGUGAUAGGUUCCUAACCCAGUCAGCCCAUAGGAGGGGUUUAUAAGGAAACAGCAGAAUUUCUGGGCUUGGAAGACGUUCCUAGGUAUUUUCCUGGGAUUUUUAAAAAGUAUUUAUUUUUAUUUUACAUGUAGAAGUGUUUAUGCCUCCAUGCAUGUAAGUGCACCUGUGUCAUGCAAUGCCUGU